Arachis ipaensis is the source of this 3273-nucleotide messenger RNA. Lineage: Eukaryota; Viridiplantae; Streptophyta; Magnoliopsida; Fabales; Fabaceae. The record is from RefSeq and is a predicted model, not a curated record.
UGUAUAUGUUUGCUUGUUAUUUUGGUUUGGUUUGGUUUUGUUUAUGCAUCUUCCAAUUUCAUCACACAAACUUAAAGCUAUAACCUUUCUUCUCUCUGCAUCUUCUUUUGCAUAUUCAUAUUCCAACUUCACUUCCACCCUCAAUAGUAUCUUCUUUUCUUAGCUUAGCUUCCUCUAGAAUACUAACAUGGCUGCUACUCCUUCUUCUUUCAGUUUUGCACUCUUUGCCUUUCUUUUUCUUCUAUCUCUCACUUACCCUUCUUGUGUUUCUUCAUUUCCUAUGUCCUUGAGAAGUCAAGCUUCAAUCUUGGUUUCUCUCAAACAAGGUUUUGAAGUCAACAACAACACUUCUAUUUUGUCACUCAAGACUUGGAACAUGUCCAACUACAUGUCCCUUUGCACUACUUGGGAAGGUGUCAAGUGCGACCACAGAAAUGUUUCUGUGAUUGCACUUGACAUAUCCAACCUCAACCUCUCCGGAUCACUUUCGCCGGCCAUCACGGGACUAAAGACCCUUGUCAAUGUCUCUGUGGCCGGCAACGCGCUCUCCGGAGAGUUCCCUAAUGAUAUCCACAAACUACCAUUGCUGAAAUACUUGAACAUAUCCAACAACAUGUUUAGUGGAACUUUGAGUAGUUGGCAAUUCAAUGAACUCAAGGAGCUUGAGGUUCUUGAUGCCUAUGACAACAUGUUCAACGGAUCACUCCCUCUUGGUGUCACUAAUCUCCAUAGCCUCAAGUACCUGAGUUUUGGCGGGAACUACUUCAAUGGUUCAAUCCCUUCAAGCUAUGGAACAUUGUUUCAGCUCAAUUAUCUUUCUCUAGCAGGGAAUGAUUUGAGAGGUUUCAUACCAAUUGAGCUUGGAAACUUAACCAACUUGACACAACUUUUCUUGGGAUAUUACAACCAAUUUCAUGGUGGAAUUCCAAAAGAGUUUGGUAGGUUGACCAACCUGGUCCAUCUGGACCUUGCGAAUUGCGGCUUGCAAGGUCCAGUUCCGGCCGAGUUGGGCAACCUUGACAAGUUGGACACACUUUUCUUGCAAACAAAUCAGCUGAGUGGAACAAUCCCUCCUCAAUUGGGGAAUUUGAGCAGCUUGAAGUCUCUUGAUCUUUCAAACAAUGAGCUAACAGGUGAAAUCCCAUUUGAGUUCCAAGGCCUAAAAGAGCUUACACUAUUGAACCUAUUCAUCAAUAGGUUGCAUGGUGAGAUUCCAAGUUUCAUUGCUGAGAUGCCUAAUUUGCAAGUGCUGAAGCUUUGGCAGAACAACUUCACUGGUUCAAUUCCUUCAAGGCUUGGACAGAAUGGUAAAUUAACUGAACUUGAUCUUUCAACAAACAAGCUCACAGGACUAGUUCCAAGGUCUCUUUGUUUUGGUAAGAAGCUCAAGAUUCUGAUUUUGCUCAACAACUUUCUCUUUGGAUCUUUGCCUAAUGAUCUUGGUGAAUGCUACACACUUCAGAGAGUUAGAUUGGGACAGAACUACUUAACAGGUUCAAUACCAAAUGGAUUUCUCUAUUUGCCUCAACUAUCUCUUUUGGAACUUCAGAACAAUUAUCUGAGUGGUUUUCUUCCAAGAAGCACUGAUGCACCUUCAUCAAAGCUAGGACAGUUGAAUCUUUCCAAUAAUCGCUUAUCCGGGACCCUGCCGGCUUCAAUCGAAAAGUUUCCUGAUUUGGAAAUCCUUCUUCUUCAUGGAAACAGAUUCUCAGGUGAAAUUCCACCAGAUAUAGGCAAGUUAAAGAGUGUUCUCAAGAUGGAUUUGAGUGUUAACAACUUUUCAGGUACUAUUCCUCCUGAGAUUGGUAAACUUUCAUUGCUGACAUACUUAGAUUUGAGCCAAAACCAAUUAUCUGGUCCAAUACCAAUUCAGGUUUCUCAGAUUCACAUAUUGAAUUAUCUUAAUGUCUCAUGGAACCAUUUGAAUCAGAGCCUUCCAAAGGAACUUGGAUCCUUAAAAGGCUUAACUUCAGCAGAUUUUUCUCACAACAAUUUCUCUGGUUCAAUCCCUGAACUUGGUCAAUUCUCAGUGUUCAAUUCAACUUCCUUUGAGGGAAAUCCUGAGCUAUGUGGAUAUGACAUGAAUCCAUGCAACAAUUCCUCAUCAUCAGUGUCACAAUCUCAUGUCAAGGCCAAUUCGAAAUCCGGGGUUCCGGGGAAAUACAAGCUUCUAUUCGCGCUCGCCCUUUUAGGCUGCUCAUUGGUGUUUGCCACACUGGCAAUCAUCAAGAGCAGAAAAUCGAGGCGAGGCGCGAAUUCGUGGAAGCUAACAGCAUUCCAGAAGCUUGAAUAUGGAAGUGAGGACAUCAUAGGUUGCAUCAAAGAGAGCAAUGUGAUAGGAAGAGGUGGAGCAGGAGUUGUAUAUGGAGGAACAAUGCCAAAUGGAGAACAAGUAGCAGUUAAGAAGCUUCUAGGAAUCAACAAAGGUUGUUCACAUGACAAUGGUUUAUCAGCAGAGAUUAAAACUCUAGGGAGAAUCAGGCACAGAUACAUUGUGAGAUUACUUGCAUUUUGUUCAAACAAAGAGGACAAUUUGCUUGUUUAUGAGUACAUGCCAAAUGGAACCUUAGGUGAAGUUUUGCAUGGCAAAAGAGGUGAGUUUCUUGGUUGGGAAACUAGGCUCAAGAUUGCAAUAGAAGCUGCUAAAGGCCUUUGUUAUUUGCACCAUGAUUGUUCUCCCCUCAUCAUUCAUAGGGAUGUUAAGUCCAAUAACAUUUUAUUGAACUCUCAUUUUGAGGCUCAUGUUGCUGAUUUUGGACUUGCCAAGUUCUUGCAUGACUCUGCUGCUUCUCAGUGCAUGUCUUCCAUUGCUGGUUCCUAUGGCUACAUUGCUGCAGAAUAUGCAUACACAUUGAAAGUGGACGAGAAAAGUGAUGUGUAUAGUUUUGGAGUGGUGCUGCUAGAGCUUCUCACCGGAAGAAGGCCGGUGGGCGGCGAUUUCGGCGAAGAAGGGCUAGACAUAGUUCAAUGGACAAAGCUCCAAACAAAUUGGAACAAAGAGAAGGUGGUGAAGAUCCUUGAUGAGAGGCUAAACCAACACAAUAAAAUUCCAAUGGAUGAGGCAAUGCAAGUGUUCUUUGUGGCAAUGUUAUGUGUUCAAGAACAAAGUGUGGAGAGACCAACCAUGAGGGAAGUUGUUGACAUGCUUGCACAAGCAAAACAACCAAACACAUUUCAAAUAACAACAAUAUGAUUGAAAAAAAGUGUAUGUCUAGGGUUUAUGUUGGGUUAAAUUUUUAUCACUGCUAGUAAAGGGUGCGUUUGGUUUGUGUU